AUGUCAACAGCACAAUUAAAAAUAGCAGAAACAAUUAAUCAAUUUUAUGAAGACUCAUCAGAGCAAGUUUUUGUUGGAAAUAAAUAUAAAGAUGCAGUUGAAUUGAUAGAUCAUAAUUGUAGAACAUAUUUAGAUGAACCUUACAAACAUACAGUGACUAAUCCUAUUGGAAAACUUUGUGCAUAUUUCCCAGAAAUAAAUGAGACAAUAAAGAAAAGAGAUAAGAAAUUAUUAGAUUAUGAUGCUCAACGUGCAAAAGUUAAAAAAUUGAUUGACAAACCAGAAGAUUCAAAUAAAUUAUCAAGAGCAGAAGAAACAUUAAACGAGACAAAAUUACAAUAUGAGUCGUUGAAUAGACAAUUGAUAGAAGAGUUGCCUAAAUUAAUUGAUCUAAGAGUUCCAUAUAUAGAUCCAUCUUUUGAAGCACUUGUAAAAAUACAAUUGAAAUUUUGUCAAGAAAGUUACGAUAGAUUAAAUGAUUUACAAAGAUAUUUUCCAAGUAGUAAUAAUAAGGUUGAGACUGUCUUACAACAAAUGAAAGAAUUAUCAAUUUGUGGAAUAAUUUAA
Messenger RNA from Entrophospora candida, 567 nucleotides. NCBI's taxonomy places the organism in Eukaryota, Fungi, Glomeromycota, Glomeromycetes, Entrophosporales, Entrophosporaceae. The record is from the annotation of a GenBank genome assembly.